Chanos chanos (milkfish) is the source of this 431-nucleotide messenger RNA. It is a transcript of the gene mycbp, whose product is annotated as MYC binding protein. Gene Ontology annotation, molecular function: transcription coactivator activity. Gene Ontology annotation, cellular component: nucleus. Bases 40 to 351 code for a protein of 103 amino acids. The record is from RefSeq and is a predicted model, not a curated record. Gene Ontology annotation, biological process: regulation of DNA-templated transcription. Lineage: Eukaryota; Metazoa; Chordata; Actinopteri; Gonorynchiformes; Chanidae. The transcript is spliced from 5 exons.
GCUGUCGGCACUUAGAAUUAUCUUAGCUACAAUUUACAAAUGGCACAUUAUCGAGCGCCAGAGUCGAAACGUGAACAGUUUCGAAGAUAUCUAGAGAAGGCUGGUGUUCUCAACAGUCUUACCAAUGUGUUGGUUGCUUUGUACGAAGAGACAGACAAACCCAACAAUGCUUUGGACUUCAUAAAGCACCACCUUGGUGCAGCUGGUCCCGACGGUGCUGAUACCGAGGCGCUCCGCACGGAGUUGGCUGAACUGCAGCAGAAAUACGACUUGCUUCUGGAGGAAAACAAAGAGCUCAAAAACCGCCUCCUUCAGUAUGAGCCGGCACCUGAAGAUGGAGCAACAGAAUGAAAGAUUUUUUUUGUUUGUUUUAGUUUUCUAUUUUGUUUGUCCAAUGUUGAAUAUUGCGUUUUAAAGGGAGACUGCUAAAA